This is a messenger RNA of Varanus komodoensis (Komodo dragon), 806 nucleotides long. RefSeq names its product neurogenin 2 (gene NEUROG2). The record is from RefSeq and is a predicted model, not a curated record. The coding region runs from base 1 to 747 and encodes 248 amino acids. Gene Ontology annotation, molecular function: protein dimerization activity. NCBI's taxonomy places the organism in Eukaryota, Metazoa, Chordata, Lepidosauria, Squamata, Varanidae. The transcript has a single exon.
AUGUUCGUGAAGGCGGAGAGCCUGGAGCUGAAGGAGGAGGAGGCGCUGUUGCUCGGGGCCCGCUCCUCGCCCGCCUCCUCUUCGUCCUCUCUCACGCAGUUCUCCUCCGGCUCCGAGGGGGAGGACGACGAGGAAGAAGAGGCGUCCCGGCCGCCUCUCUCCCCGUCGGGGCAAAGAGGCGAGGGCGCCGCCGGAGAGGCAUCCGAGCAAGCGCGCCUGCGCCACCUCGGCCUCAGACGGCACGAAUGCAAGAGGCGGCCGGGCCGGGCGCGGAGCGGCUCUCGGGCCACCAAGACGGCGGAGACGGUGCAGCGGUUGAAGAAGAGCCGCCGUCUGAAGGCCAACAACCGCGAGCGGAACCGGAUGCACAACCUGAACGCGGCGCUGGACGCCCUGCGCGAGGUGCUGCCCACAUUCCCGGAGGACGCGAAGCUGACCAAGAUCGAGACGCUGCGCUUCGCCCACAACUACAUCUGGGCGCUCAGCGAGACGCUGCGCUUGGCCGAUCACUGCGGCGGCGGCGGCGCGGGGGCCGCGGCCGUCUUCUCCGAGGCCGUGCUGGGAAGCGCAGACUGCAGUCCGUCCCCCGCCUCCUCCUGGAGCUGUACCACCAGCCCGGCGCCCUCGGCCACCUCGUCCACCUACAGCUGUACUUUGUCGCCCUCCAGCCCCGGCAGCUCCGCCUCGGAGAUGGACUAUUGGCAGCCGGACAAGCCUCGCUACGCGCUGUCCAGGGAUUUGAUCUGACGCGCGACGGGCUCCCACCCCGUUCGUUCCCAGCGUAACGUAACAACCCAAACUCGGCC